This is a messenger RNA of Bombyx mori (domestic silkworm), 4305 nucleotides long. RefSeq names its product facilitated trehalose transporter Tret1. Gene Ontology annotation, cellular component: membrane. Gene Ontology annotation, biological process: transmembrane transport. Gene Ontology annotation, molecular function: transmembrane transporter activity. NCBI's taxonomy places the organism in Eukaryota, Metazoa, Arthropoda, Insecta, Lepidoptera, Bombycidae. Bases 417 to 1862 code for a protein of 481 amino acids. The transcript is spliced from 8 exons. The record is from RefSeq and is a predicted model, not a curated record.
UUCAAAGUGCAAUGCUUAAAUGCUUUGCAGUAGCAACCGGACUUAUCUACGAAAACAAACUUUAACACGACCGGUAUGUAAAUGCAUUCAUUGUAAUUAAUCUGUAAUAUACCCAUUAAAUAAUAAUAUAAAUAAUAAACUAUAACACUCAUUCGCGACAAUGAAUCUUUCGUUAAGAACAAAAUCAACAACUUAACGCUUCGUAUCAUCAAUUAAAAUGUUUUCUCACGAACAAGGAAUCUAUGAACUCGUAGCCGUUAAAGUAAAUAAUAAUAAAAAGCUAAUGAAAAACAAAGUAUCGUAGGUACGUUUUGCAUUUUCUGUGUCAAGCAUUCAGUUCAUUCAAAGUCGCGGCAUCGUCCGGUCGAAAAAGAUUAACACGAUCGCAGAGUGACAAAAAAUAUAAUAUAACUAAAAUGAAUAUCGUUCUAACAAAAAUGAUGUGGAAAAACGGCACUAGGAUUAACCAGUAUUUGUUUGCGAUUUUAAUAACGAUACCGCUGCUGAGCUUCGGAAUGAUCCAGGGCUGGUUGUCGCCGAUGAUCGCCUCGCUCCAGUCCCCGGGUGGGCCCUCGCCGGAGCCGUACAACAGCAAUGACAUUUCCUGGGUGACCUCAGUCACUUACAUAUCGGCGAUCAUCCUUGGCGCCCCAAUGGGCCAUCUCACCGACAAGUACGGAAGAAAAGUCAUGACUUUAGCUACGACACUUUCGCUUAUUAUAUACUGGCAGAUCAAACUGCUGUGUCUGGAGCCGUGGGCGCUGAUAAUGGCGAGGGCAAUCGCUGGGAUACCCUGCUCGGCGUGCUACAUAGUCCUGCCUAUUUAUUUAAAAGAAAUAAGCGACAUUGACUUGAGGGGGGCUCUGGGAUCUCUCCUCAUAUUAAAUAGAAAUAUAGGUUACUUGGCAAGUUACGUGGGCGCCGAUCUACUGGCUGUCAGCACGAUGCUAUGGCUCGGACUCAUGGUGCCCGUAAUCGUCUUCUUCAUCUUCCUGAUCAUGCCGGAGACACCGGAGUUUCUCGUGAAGCAGGGGAAAGUAGAUGAGGCCAAAACAGUGCUGGCGUGGCUCCGAGGUGUCUCCGUCGUAGACAGAGCGGUGGAACAAGACAUAGACAACAUUGUAAGCGUAGAGAAGCAGACGAAAAUCGACGCCAAAUCCGUUUGGGGAACGAUUUUACACGACAGGCCGACGUUCAAAGCGUUCAUAAUAACGUUGGUCAUCAAAAUAACGCAACAGUUCGACGGGUACUUAAUAGUGCUUAUAUACGCCGGUUUCGUCUUCAAGAAGGCCUCAGAUUCGGUUACGAUACCAUUGACGCCGAACAAGCAGGUCAUGAUGAUUGGAGUCUUGCAGCUCUUGGGCUCGAUUUUGGCCACUUGCAUCGUGGAGAAAACUGGUCGGAAGCUUCUGCUAGUUUCAACAUCGUUCACUGUCGGCGUUGGGAUGGUGGCCUUAUCCGCCUGGUUUUAUAUGACGUCGUUGGGCUUCUGGCUGCCGGGCUGGGUCCCGGUGGUCGCCAUGUGCGUGUGCAUCUUCGCAGACGCGGCGGGAUUCCAACCAAUCUCAUACAUCAUUAUAACGGACUUAUUCACUUUUCAGUUACGAGGCACAGUGUCAUCGUUCACGAACAUUUGCGCCAAAAUAAGUAAUUUCAUACAAAUGAAAUGGUUCACCGAUAUCUGUAACCUCGUCGGCAUCCACUGGACUUUCUUGUUCUUCGGUGUGGUAUCGUUCGGUGCGUGCAUAUAUACAAUGGUUCGUUUCCCAGAAACAAGACAGAAGACUGUCGCCGAGAUAUACUCUAAGUUGUCGGGAAACGAUGAGGAGAAAGAUGAAAACAAAACUGAGGUUAUACCGUAGGACGAUAGUCGAAAUAUCUAAUAAUUCUGUUAGUUUUAUAUCGUCAUGUUUUUGUUUGUAAAAUAUCUUUUAGUUGAGAAUCGAAUUUGUUUCCGAUUCUAGUAAGUCGAGGCAUGUUCGCGACCGAACCCAGUGCCUCUAGAUAUAAAAAAUAAGUGUUUCAUUUAAAAAAAAAAUGUACGGUACCUACUAAUUACUAUCUAAAUUUUGUAUGGAGGUAGGUACAUACCUAUGUACGUUUUUCGCUAUUUUUGAAUCUUUAAUCAAUUUGCAUUGAAUUUGUGAGUUUUCAGUGUGUUUCUCAUCAUCUGAAUUAUUAUUAUUUUGAGUAAAUCUUUGAAAUUUUGUUAAAAUACUUAACGGAAAGAUUGUGAAUGUGAAGUAAUGUAUUUUUUUUAAUUAGAAUUGAAUAUUAGGUAGUAUAUAGGUCCUUUGAGUGAAUAAAGAAAAGUAACGAAUUUUUUGUAUUCAAUACUUAAUUUAAAUCGAGUCAUAACGCUAACUUUAUUUCUAUGUAGGUUUUAAGCAAUCUAAAUAUAGAUAAUAAUGGAUCCUACCAAAUUAAUAUAUAAAUGUAGCCGUAUUCGUUUUUAGUACAUAGUUAAUAUUCUGAUCUCAAGUUAACACUUGUAGCAAGAUAUUGAGUUUUACAUAUCUAUCUGUUAUCAAUUUCACAUUUACUAGGUAUCUUGGUAAUAACUUUGACAACAGAUUCAAUUAAAAUAAUAUGGUUUUGUUAAAAAGCUAAACUGAAUAAACUGACUUCUGUGACCGAUAGAAAGUAGAAAAGCGCGGCAAAUUGAAUUUAAAAACAUCAUUAUAUUAAAGUGCUUACAAAAAAACCCUAAAGUAAAUAGUUCCUAAGAAAUUUCUUUUAAAUAGAUGAAUGAAAAUGAGAACAGGUUGUUAAGACAAUGAAUAAAAUACCGAAAUAAAUAUAACUUGUAAUUUAAGGAGUUAAUUUUUUAUUGUCAUAUUUUUUUCAUACUAUUUUUCGAUUAAUACCUCAGUAAUAAAUUGCUUCGGUAAUAUAAAUAAAAAAUAUUAGCAGAGCUGCAUAAAACGCUAAUUUCUACCAGUGUGCUUAGUGCGAGUUUCUUAACGUUCUCGAUAGCGUAAAAGUUAGCUCAUAUUUGAGUCGUCUAUUAUCAAAGGUGGCAAUCUGUGCAUUUGGACAAAAAAAUGUUAUUGAUAUGUCAAUACAGAUUGAUUUGAAUAUAAUCGUCUCCUUCAAAGAAUACGGAUCAAAACCUGCAUUAAAUAAAGGUUAAUACUUAACCUGUUAUUUAUCUAAGAUGUCGAUCAGAAGAGUUUUGUGACUGCCAAUGGAAUACAAAGUCAAUAAUUCGUUUUUCUGAUUUACCAAUAAUUGUCCAAAAGUCACAUUGCCGGCUUUGAUAAUAGUCGACUCAUUUGUAAGGAAUGGGAUCGUUUGCCUACGUUUGCCGCUAGGGGCGCUGUUCCAACUGCAUACAAAAUUGGGUUAACUUUUACGCUAUCGAGGGCGUUAAAAAACUCGCACUAAGCACACUGAAAACGUGCAGUCGAAAAGCUAAAACCGAUACGGUAUGAAAAAAAAAUUAGUGUAAAGUGCGAGCGAGAAACAAAAAUAACUUAUCUUAACGCGAGAGUGAGAAAUAAAUAGACCACCAUUUUGCGUCAUUUCAAAUUGAAUUAACUCGAACAAUGAAACUGUUUAACAGAAAAUCAAAAUUAUUUGUGUGAUAAAGAUAUCCGAAGUGCUCUAUGUUUUAAUUUGGCUUUCAAGGAUAUUAAACAAAGAUGUUAAAGUGUAUUAAAUUAACAUUUAACUACUUAUCGAACUUAGUUUGGAUGGAGAGCAAUGUCAUUUAAAAAUAUUAGUGCCGAAAAAUCUUUUCCUACGGAAUAUUACAAGGUUUUUACUUUAAAAUAUGUUCUCAUAACAUUAUCUAAAUAUAUUUUAAGAACAAAAUCUAUGAAAGCAAAUUGUAGGUACCUAGUACUUAAGAUUAACGCAUAAAAAUUACCCACACUAUUUACUUAAGCAAAUUUAUAAACGGACUUGGCAAUAGCGAUUAAUAGUGACAUUUGUGUAAUAGAGUUUGACUUUUAGCUUGAAGUCCAAAAUACAUUACGAACGCGAACUUUAGAGGCUCAAGUAAUUCUCAAUUUAAGAUCAAAACAAUUAUAAAUACAAUUGUUUUAAAUAUACGACAUCUGAUGUUCAAUUUUCAAUAAUUGCAAAUGUGUUCAAUAUUGGGCCAAUAAAACACCAAUAAAAAUUGUUGACAUUAUAUUAAAAUUGUCCAUAUUACUUAGAACAUAAUACCUAUAUGGAAAUACAAAUACGAAAUUGGGUAUUUAGUCGUAAUAUGUAAAUAUAAUAUUUAAAAUGUGAUAAUAAUUAAUGUAGACGUAGACAAUAUGUUAUCGAUAGUCAUAAAAUAAACGAUUAAGACGA